CUGUCCAGCAUCAGGUUUCACUAGAGAAGAAGAGAGAAGCGGUAAAGACAGAAAGAAGGAAAUAAACAAACUCUGGAAAUCCAAAGAACCAAGCAGUUGUUGAGUGAGCGUCCACUUCAUCUGCCUUUAUUCUGCUGCACGGUUUGAGUCUCUGACAGCUCGGGGUCAUGAGGUCGUCGCUCCUCCUCCUCCUCGUCCUCCUCUCCUUCCUCGCAGGCGUGACACAUGUUCGGGGGGCGUCAGACUUCAGAGUGUGUGCCUUUAAUCUCCAUCACUUCGGGGAGUCCAAGUCCAAGAAUGCAGCUGUGAUGCACACUCUUUCCCGGAUCAUCACUCGCUGUGACGUGUGUUUGCUCCAGGAAGUGAGAGACAGUAAAGAGAAAGCUCUGCCGCUGCUGAUUUCACGUCUCAACAGCUAUGACACCAAACAUCGGUAUGAUGCUGUGGCCAGUGAGAGGCUGGGCAGGUCUGAGUCGUACCAGGAGCAGUACGUGUUUGUUUAUAGGACGGACACGGUGACCGUCACAGGACAGUACCAGUAUCCAGACGAUCAGCUGGGAGAUGCUUUUUCCAGAGAGCCUUUCGUUGUCCGCUUCAAAGCCCCAAAUACAGCGAUAAAGGAGUUUGUCCUCAUACCUCAACACACCACUCCGACCAACACCACCAGGGAGCUCGACUCGCUGUACGACGUCUUACAACAUGUGAAAAAUAUGUGGAAAACUGAGAAUGUGAUACUUCUUGGAGACUUCAACGCUGACUGUGGCUACCUCGCUAAGAAGAACAGGAAGUACGUGCGCCUGAUUACAGACACAAGUCUCAUUUGGCUCAUAAAGGAUAAAACGGACACCACGGUGCGAUCGACCACCUCCUGCACCUACGACAGGAUCGUUGUGAACGGGGAGAGAUUUGUCAGAGAAAUUGUGCCAUUUUCAGCCAAACCAUUUAACUUCCAAACAGAAUACAGACUCACAGAUGAGCAGGCACUGGACGUGAGCGACCACUACCCGGUGGAAGUCCUGCUGAAAGUUGUCAAAUCAAGAUUCCCCUUCAACGGCGCCACUUCUUUGACGUUAAGUGGCAUCAAGGAGACUCUGUCAAAGCUCUGCUCUUUUUUUCUCCUCAAACAUCUCGUGGUAGUUUAAAGUCUCUGUGUAAAGCGAUGGAGAAAAAUACCUAACUUUGUCACCCCACAGGAAAUAUAGGGUUGGAAAAAAGAAAGUCAAAAGUGUUUGGUUUCAAAUCAUUAUUUAGAGCACCUUAAUUUGUUAAUCAUUUGUGAUUAUCGUAUUGUACGAGGAAGGAUGACGAUAUAUCUCCAAAUUGAUAUUAUAACCCUCCCCUAUUGUUCAUCAUUUUCCUGACUCAUUAGACUCUAUACUGCCCCUGUGGUUUCCCUGUGGUAUUUCUCUGUUUCGUCCCCCAUCGGAAGCUCUCCUGCGACUGACGUAAUGAAGUGCUGACGAAAGUAUAAAUGAGCCAUAGACAUAGACAUAUUCUCUUUAGUGUGAACCAAAGCAGCUGGUUUGGCCACAGUCCUGCUCUCUGUCGCCCUCUGUCUCUCUCUGUGGUAACUGCAGCCUCACAGCAGGAGUCUGCUUUACUAUUCUGUGUGUUUACAUCCAGGAUAAAGGUUACAGGACAAAGGCAUUUCAGCUCUCAAACCAAAGGUUAUAUUGUUAAUCACGGGUGAGCAGUAAAAUAGUUUAUAUAUCAUUACAGUGUUUUAUACCAAUGAUGACUCCAGAGCGUCAUGAGACAUUAUCUUUUUUUAAAAGCCUUAAAAAUCCUGAAGAGAAAGUAUUUACUGC
Messenger RNA from Solea senegalensis (Senegalese sole), 1808 nucleotides. It is a transcript of the gene dnase1l1, whose product is annotated as deoxyribonuclease I-like 1. NCBI's taxonomy places the organism in Eukaryota, Metazoa, Chordata, Actinopteri, Pleuronectiformes, Soleidae. The transcript is spliced from 9 exons. Gene Ontology annotation, cellular component: nucleus. Bases 168 to 1142 code for a protein of 324 amino acids. Gene Ontology annotation, molecular function: DNA nuclease activity. Gene Ontology annotation, biological process: DNA catabolic process. The record is from RefSeq and is a predicted model, not a curated record.